Messenger RNA from Capsella rubella, 669 nucleotides. RefSeq lists its product as uncharacterized. NCBI's taxonomy places the organism in Eukaryota, Viridiplantae, Streptophyta, Magnoliopsida, Brassicales, Brassicaceae. The record is from RefSeq and is a predicted model, not a curated record. The transcript has 2 exons. Bases 91 to 510 code for a protein of 139 amino acids.
AAAAGAAAAAAGAAAAAAGAAACCUCUGUAGUCUCUCUCUACUGAACCUUGAGGUAUCCAUCGGAGAAUCACAAAUUUCAACAACAGUUGAUGGAAUCCAUGGCUCUAGAUCCGGAAGUUGACAUCGAUGAAGGAGAUCUGGAGGAAUUGGAGUCAGAUGUGAAGCAGAUGGCCAAGACGAUUUCCGAGUACAGGCAAACCCUACCGGACCAUCUCAGGAACACCCUUGACUCUGCGCUUUCAUCUCACAUACCCAACAUCGAUUCUCGGUUGGAUCCUCUUUCGUCGUCUUACCUCUCUAUCGCAGAAACACAAGCACCUGUUGUGGUGGGAACUGAAGAGCAAGACUCUAGAGAGAAAAUAAUUCGGCUUAAGGAAAUAAUGUCAAGGAACGCUGCGAAUAUACCCAAAGUAGUAAAGAGAAUCCGAGAGUGUAUAGAGGGUAUCGACAAACUCGAUUCUUUGGACGUUACCAUUCACCCGGCUUUCAGAAGGCGAAGAAUUAACUGACUGGUAGAUCUGUUUCUGCUUCAGGUUUAGGUUCUCCUUAGUAUUUCUUAAGAAAGAUUUGUGCCGAGUUGUUAAUAUGUAAUUCUAGACAGAUUUCGCAUGUACAUUGGUGAAUGACUAGGUUGGGUUAAAACAACAUGAACUUUGAUUGUGCAAGUA